Molecule: messenger RNA, 990 nt
Organism: Nanorana parkeri
Lineage: Eukaryota; Metazoa; Chordata; Amphibia; Anura; Dicroglossidae
Product: ribonuclease inhibitor-like
Exons: 9
Coding region: 1-975 (324 amino acids)
Biological process (GO): positive regulation of inflammatory response
Cellular component (GO): cytoplasm
Molecular function (GO): protein binding
Source: RefSeq, a predicted model, not a curated record
AUGGGGGACCCAGAGGUCUAUGAUGGUACUGGGGACCCUCUUGUAUUGGUGACCUGUUGGUGGGUGAAGACCUGUAUGGGGGACCCGGAGGUCUAUGAUGGUACUGGAGACCCUCUUGGUGACAUGUUGGUGGAUAGAAGACCUGUACGGGGGACCCGGAGGUCUAUGAUGAAGGUUGGACAACAAGACAAGUCCGUGUUCCAUAACGCACAUUUCCCCUUCGGUUACCGGGCAUUCCUCGGCUUGCGUUGUCUGGUGUCCAUCGGGGUCCGCAGCCCUGGAUGCGGCUCUCGUAUCUUCUAUGGAAGGAAUCCACUGAACCCGUCCUCUUCUUUCUUACAGGUCAUUGCAUUUUCUUUCUCCUCCAGCUUUGUACGGUGCGGCUUUGCUGAGGACACCGAGACUGGUGGGAAGGCCUCCUGGCUGUCCAACCCAGGCAGCAAAAUCCAACAACUGGAGUUUCAUGUCUGUGUGGUCGCCCCGUCCUUCUUCGAGGAUCUCCGUUCUCUGAUUUCUUCCAGCCAAUCCCUCACCAAACUUGUCAUCAGCCACCACAAACUGGAGGACGCCAUUUUUAAGAUCCUGUGCGACAGUCUGCGCCAGCCGGGCUGUACCUUGCGGGAGCUGGAGCUGAACGACUGCAACUUGACUGCCGCAAGCUGUGAGCACCUUGGCUCUGCUCUUAAAGCAAACCGAUCCCUACACAAGUUGGAUCUGGUACUGAAUGAACUUAAGGAUGAGGGAGUGAAGUUCAUCUGUGAGGGGCUGAAGGAUCCCGGCUGUACUCUGCAGGAGCUGAGGAUUGAAUUCUCAGAGCUUUCUCCGGCCUGUUGUGACUACCUCCACUCUCUUCUGAUGACCAAUCGAACUCUCACCACCCUGUACUUGAGAGAAUGCAACAUCCAGGACACAGGGGCCAAGCGGCUGUGUCAGGCCCUCUGUAAGCCAGGCUGCACUCUGGUGAACCUCUGGUAAGGACUGAUGGGUACA